Ectocarpus siliculosus is the source of this 1770-nucleotide messenger RNA. The record is from the annotation of a GenBank genome assembly. Lineage: Eukaryota; Phaeophyceae; Ectocarpales; Ectocarpaceae.
AUGGUGCCUCUCAGCAAGAUCUCUGCCGCCGCUCUCCUCCUGGUCUCAGGCAGCGUCUGCCAAGGGCAGCUUGAAACAUGCCAGGACCUUCUGGACGCCUUCGCGUUGACAGCGUCGCAGGACGUGGUGGUGGAGAUCCAGCCCGGCCAGGACAUCACCUGCGACAGCUUCACGACCAUGAGCAUGUCGGCGAACAGCCUGACGGUGAUGACCCCCGACGGACAGUCCGGCAGCGUCGGCCUCAACGAGGUCCGCUUCGAGGUCACCGACGGAGCGAAGCUCUUGUGGUACCCGGGGGCCUCGUUCACCGGGACUGAGUACCAAGACGUCAACGGCGGUGCGGUGUACGUUGGAGAAGGCUCAUCGGCCCGGUUCUACGACACCCUUACCACGUCCGAGGUGGGAGUGCGAAGCGUGCCUGAGGAAGGCUCCGACUUCGCCAGCUACCAACUCAUCGGAGGGUGCGUAUACGUGGACGGUUACUUCCGUGUGGAGGGACACGCCUCCUUCGUCGGCUGCGAAAACUCGGGCGGAGGGGAGAGCUCGCCGGGGCCCGGCGGCGUGAUGUACGUCGGGGAGACCGGGUCCGUGCUGUUCGCGGGAGAGGUGACGAUGCAAGACGUGUCCAUCAUCGACGACGAGGGUAACAACGGAGGGGGGAUCUACAACCUCGGCAAGGUCAACAUCAAGGGAAACGCCGUGUUCCAGAACCUGCGGGCGGAGGCCGGAGGGGCCAUCUUCAACGGCUCUGGGGCGGAGUUCAGGUUCAAGAAGGGGGCCACCGCCGACUUCAUCGACUGCCUGUCCUUCGACGGCAUCGGCGGGGCCGUCUUCAACGCGGGCUACUUCAAGCUGUCCGGCCCCGCCGAGGUCGUCGAGUGCCGCGCCCCGACCUUCGUUGUCGGGAGCAGCGGAUACACGAGGCUGUCGGAGGGGUCCGUCUUCAACGGCGACGGUUCCGACUACCCCGAGCCCAUCAUGUUCGUCAUGGAGGGGGGAAGGCUCACGGGCGUGGGGAAGGUCACGUUCGACAACGCCGCGGACACGGGCUGCGGCACCGUGUACUACGAAGAAGGAGACGUGUGCUACUCGUAGAGAAAGUUAUCCGUCGUCUACCGACGGUUAUACCGUAAGUUAGUGCGUGUAGCCAACAAGGAAUCACCCAGAUAGACAUGUUAGGCGGGGGCAGUGAGCUUCGUGGAUGGCAAGUCAGGUGUUUCCGGAGCCAGCCGCGUAGUUGCUUGUUUUACGACGUCGGCGCUUUAUAGCCGGACGGAGCGAUACGUUGGCCGGCUUUGGUCGUUUAAAGGUACCGGGUGCGUUGGCGUUGGCGUCCUAUCAAGGGAGUUGGGGAAGCCGGUACGAAGUGUGUAAGAUUAUGUUUUUGUUGUUGUUGUUGUCGUUGUCACUUGAUAAAUUCGGCGGCCUGCUUAGCCGUCGUACCUUCCAAGACCCACACCGGCCAUACUGACGCGGGCGCCUAUGCUGUAGACGAAGUUGGAAGGACAGGUUUGUUGUGAUGCAGAAUAGACAGAACAGCAGCAGUUCGUUGUUUCCUUGAACUUCGUUGCUUCUUGGCGGUUAGUGUGGGUACGCGGACGAAGGUACCCUGGCGAGAAAAAAAGUUGCUCACGACGACUACUGCUGUACUUAAGUCGAAAUUAAGGGUUCACGCGGAAGGUCUUAUCGCGCGAGAGAGCGCAGAGCAGAGACAAGAUGUAAGGUGGACACAUUGUAACGGUAAAUUGUAAACACUAGAUAUACUUACUA